This is a messenger RNA of Solea solea (common sole), 1900 nucleotides long. It is a transcript of the gene paqr3a, whose product is annotated as progestin and adipoQ receptor family member IIIa. NCBI's taxonomy places the organism in Eukaryota, Metazoa, Chordata, Actinopteri, Pleuronectiformes, Soleidae. Gene Ontology annotation, cellular component: membrane. The coding region runs from base 189 to 1136 and encodes 315 amino acids. Gene Ontology annotation, molecular function: signaling receptor activity. The record is from RefSeq and is a predicted model, not a curated record. The transcript is spliced from 8 exons.
CGAUAAUUUGGAACAAGAUGUCGCACAAACUUAGAAAAACCUCGCGUUGUGUUUCGAUCAAUAUUAUCACCAAUUUUAAAGGCGCACACAUAAUUAUAAAGCACGGCAUGAAACUAACGUAUAAUUCACUUCACUAAAAGCAGCUCCAGGUCACAGUGAAGUGGACUCCUCAGCCCUGAGACACAGUCAUGCCUCAGAAGGUGCAGAAAAAGGCGCAGGCGUCUCACUACAUGGAGCUGGGAGCUGGUUAUCAGUACUGGCCUGUUCUGGCACCUCGAGGCAUCCGACUGUACACGUAUGAGCAGAUCCCUGUGUUUCUCAGAGAAAACCCUUACAUCACAGACGGAUACAGAGCCUACCUGCCCUCCAGACUCUGCAUCAGCAGCCUCUUCAUUCUGUCCAAUGAGACAGUGAAUAUCUGGAGUCAUUUGCUCGGUUUCCUGCUCUUCUUCUGUCUCGGCGUCUACAACAUGGCGUCCGUGCUGCCGGCACUCGGCGCCUCCAGAGAAGAUUACGUCAUCUACUCCAUCGGACUCUUCUGUUUCCAGGUGUGUCUCCUGUGUUCCGUGUGUUAUCACGUCUUCUGCUGUCACCGCUCAGAGAAAACCGCUCGCCGCUGGAUGGCGCUGGACUGCGCUGGCGUGUCCGUCGGGAUCCUGGGUUGUUACGUCCCCGGAGUCUUCUACACCUUCUACUGCAACAACUACUGGCGUCAGGUUUACCUGCUGAGCGUGUUGGCGAUGAUCGUCGCCGUCUUCUUCGCUCAGAUUCAUCCUCACUUCCUCAGUAAACAGUGGAAACAGCUGCGCUCGCUUAUCUUCUGCUCGGUGGCCGUUUACGGCCUCGUCCCCACCGUCCACUGGAUCUACAUCACGGGAGGCUCCUCCCCCGAGCUCGUACAGGCGUUUCUUCCUCGUAUCUUGGGAAUGUAUGUCAUCGCAACGGUAGCGCUGAUUUUCUACGUCUCUAAAGUUCCUGAACGAUAUUUUCCAGGUCAGUUAAACUACAUUGGCUCCAGUCACCAGCUUUUCCACCUGCUGCAGCUGCUGAUGUUUUAUUGGUGGCUCGAGUCUUCAGGUUUUCUACUGAGUCAGAGGCACACUCACUCGUGUCCUGAAGUUCCACAACAGCAGUGACACGCUGCAAAGCAUCCUGGGAAACUCACCCCUUCACACAGUUGAAGAAUUUCUGAGUCGAGUGUUGGAUGAACGUGAGACAAAGCUGCCGUCUUCAGAACGUCAGGUGAUACACAGGAGGACGAGGAGUUUAAGAUUUAAUCGCUGUCAUGUAAUGACCUGAAAAAUAGGUUUUAACCCCGAGGUUAAACUGUAAGAGGUUCAGUUUUUGUUUCUUGUUGAUAAAGAAAAAAAGCAACGCAGAGCUGCAGGGGGCAGUUAUUUGCUUUGUUUCUACAGAACAGGCUAAAGUGGUUCUGCAACACUGAGGCAAGACCCACAGAUCUUUCGAAACUUUAACAAUGAAAGUUAUUUAACAGUUCAAAUCAGGUUCAUGAUUUCUGACACUUAAUUAGUUGUAAAAUGUGGAUCCUAAACAAAGUUUGGUAAAAAACAUUAUUGCUGUUGUUUAUGUUAAAGAUAAAUGCACCGAUUUACUUUUUCCAAACUGCUUCUCUGUUCAGGGCCAAGUGCAAUGUCAAAGGUCAACGUGUGUUCUAACCACUUCAUGACAGAAAUGAGACAAAUGUACUUGUUCACUCACUUCAGUCAUUGAAUGUUUGUUCAGACUCUUUUAAGUUUCAUUUAUUUAUUUUGUUUGUGUCCCAAAAACAAACUUUAAAUACACUGGAAAGAAUGAAAAAGUGUAUGACUUUUUAUUUAAUGUUAAAAUGUUUUUAAAGAACGAUGAAACGGAAUAAAUUGAUCGACUAUUCUAUUUUUGA